Messenger RNA from Yamadazyma tenuis ATCC 10573, 624 nucleotides. RefSeq lists its product as uncharacterized. Lineage: Eukaryota; Fungi; Ascomycota; Pichiomycetes; Serinales; Debaryomycetaceae. The record is from RefSeq and is a predicted model, not a curated record. Gene Ontology annotation, cellular component: MICOS complex; mitochondrial crista junction. Gene Ontology annotation, biological process: cristae formation.
AUGGCCAGAUCCUUCUACGAAGACGACGAGGUGGUCAUUACCAAACCCGGCUACAAUGCCGAGAUCUCCAAGGACUUGAAACAACAACAAGGUGCCCAUGGCGAUGUUUCACUUGUCAAAGGUAUGACUAUUCGGACGGUACCCUAUUUAGAGUCGCUGUUGAACAAAGCCAGAUUAUAUUUACAUGAUAAACUCUCGGUAAUUGAGGCCGAAAUCGACACCCAAAUCAGUGCCACCCGCAAUGAACUCAAUACCUUAAGCACCAAAGUCAGCACCCUGAUCAAAGACCCGGUGUUGCCCAAUAUAAUCUACAUUUUGACCCUCACUUUGACUGGAUCCAUUUUGGCCAGUAAGUCUUCAUUGCCCACCCGGUUUCUUGCACCUACAUUGUUUGGAACGGCAUCCUUUGCUUACUAUAUGCCCCAAACCUUCCAGGGAACCAAAGCAAAGCUAGUAUAUUUUGAGUCAGAAAAGUUUCCCGAAGUGUUUCAACAACAAUCCAAGAUCUUGAAGGAAUUGGACAACCAGAAGACACAAUUGGAGGCCACGUUGGCCAGUACUGAAACCAGUCUAACUACAGUGGUUCAUGAUGCUAGAGUAUAUAUUUAUGACUUGUUCAAGUAG